AUGGUUAACUUCGAGUACUCGGUCUCAGAUGCAAAACUGCAAUUAUAUCUCCAGACCACAUAUAAGGAUCAGAAUGUAAGUGAUGCUCAUAUUGCGACGGCUAUUGCAAGAAUCAAAGGUGAGACAGACGACUGGGAGGAAGAGAGCAUCGGCCCUAUCGAUUACGAUAGACUUCUAUUUGAAGUAUGGGCUAUAAUGGUCGAAAAAGGAGCGCCUGGAAUUAUGGGAGUGGGCGAGAAACUAAGAGAGAAGGCCAUUGAAUUCCCAGACCCGAGAUUGGAAGAGCUUACUAGAGUACUACCCUGGCUCUGGAAACAAGCUAGAGAUGAUUCUAGUAUGUGCCUUGAUAACUCUACUAGACCGGCUGUAGAGAGGUCACGGGCUUUGAAAAGAACGGCGAUCACCCGCUUUAUCACCGAGGAAGCUUUCAACUUCGAUAAUUUGUGCCGGGCUUUGGAGUUCGAUAUGGCGACGAUACCCCAUUUUUUCCCUACUGAACAAGAUCUCGAAGACGAACGGAGCUUUAAGGCUGAAGCAAUUUUCAAAGCCUACCAUCGGCUCCGAAAAAUCAUGAUGCAUUUUGAGAAAGAUAUAGGACGUCGUUUCCAGAAAAGAAAUGAACAAAAGCGUCGACGUAUCAUUCAAGAUGCAUGGAAUGACAGCGUCAUAUCAGAGGAACCAAAAGAGCGUCGGUUUUUGCCUAAGGAGCACUUCCCAAGUUUCCGGGCUUUUAGUAGUGAUGGACUUUGGGAAGGGAAACGGAAAAUAGAACAAGAUGAACUUUUUUAUACUUGGAUAUUGCCAAGUUGUAUCAAUCUUCAUGAUCUAGCAUCCAAAAAUCCAGCUGUCUUGCAAAUGCUUCUCCAUUCUCGAAGCCAUAAUGCCCCGGAUAUCUUUUACUUUCACGAUGUAUCACAGAUCAAAUUUGAAGAAGGAGACUUUUUGGGAGCAGGCGGACCUCCUAUGCCUUAUGAGACCAAUUUUGGCAUGGAAUUCUUCGGUCAUAAAACGCCUGAUAAAUAUGGGAGGCUGACCACAGUAGAAGACGUUCUCGUGAGUCGUCGGGGCCAUUGCUGUUCUUUUGGUAUGAUUUUAUUGGAUGCACAACGUCGGUUGUAUGAAUUUCUACUAUCAAUUUGUCUGAAAAUUACACAAAAAGACUUAGCGACUCUUGACGCCUUACCAGAGAAUCCAGCAACGCCAGUUGAAGUAGAUCCUGAGAGCACUGCGCAUGGUCCAGACGAUUUGCUUAGUUUUCGCUACCCCGGUCGAUGGGAAGAUAUUGAUGCUAUGAUUCCCGAGUUAAAGGCGAGACGAGAUGCCGCCGUGUCUCACCUCAAGGCAUUAAGAAACCAGCCAGAUUAUUUUGGAUCUUACAUGAUUGAGGAAUAUAAUCAUGUACCAGAGCAUUCAAGACUGCAGAAAGGAGGAUUUGCACCGGAGCGAGACACCGAAGAGCUUUUGAAACGAUCGGCUUUGAUGGUAGUUAGCGAUGCAUUCGGCAAACUGAUGUGCUGGGAUAAACUUCACGUAUUAUUCAUAGAAUUGAAAAAUGAGCUCAGGACAUUCCAGAUGAGCGGCAUCGAUAACAUUUCCGUGGAGGAUGGUUUACCAGAUGAACUGCGCAAGUCAAUUACCUUCUGUGACUCAUUUUUAAGUUGUCACUUCACGUUAUUCUAUAGAGAACUGUCCCGUCUCGCGACUUGCGCCCCAAAAUUUCGUCAUUUAGCCUGGAUUUACCCAUUUACGGGGCAUCAUGUGGAGCCGGUGCUGCCUCGAUAUCCAGAUUGGCGACCUGAAGGUGGUACGAAGUAUGGAAUUUGUUUCCGACGAGGGCAUUUCGGAGAAGGAACUCCUACAUCGAAAAUUACAAAGGCUUUGUUCUGGAGUCUAAAUCGAUUCCAGCUAAAUCGGUUUCAGACACAACCAGUGAUAGAAUUGGAGCGGGAUCUGUUGACAUCCGAGAACCAAGUCCUCAAUGAGCACUUAUCUCGGUAUAUUAUGGAGGGUUUAUCUGAUCUUGCAUUUGUCGCCGUAUUGCAAUUGCAGUUUACACGUUUCCAUCCCUGGACUUUUUUCUAUAAAUGGGGAUACGAACGUGAUGAGUCGAACCCGCGCAGACUGAAGCCAAAACCAAGUCAUCUAACGGCCAAGGGAAAUCCUAAAUCUGCGAUCAGGAACGAAAUACUGCUCAUAGGUAAAACAAUGAGCUCAGUUGCGCCACUAGCAGCAUGCUGCGAUGGUGCGGAAUUUGAUUAUCCCAUCCAUCGAUUUGCAGAUCACAACAGCAAAGAGCUCACAGAUACCCUUCAAACCGCCGAAAGGGCUUUGGACAACUUUUGGAAUGAGCUGUGCAGUGAAGAACAUAAAACCGUUAUUGAUCAAAUAACUGGUGGUAAUAGGCUCCCAAUUCCUGGGUUCUGGCCAGAACUGGAUGAAGAUCAAUUCCGUACUCCCGAUUGGGUAGAGCCACAGGCCAAAAAUGGCAGAAAUGGCAGAAAUGGCAGAAAUGGCAGCAAGCGAUCCCAUGAGACAAUGGAAGACCUUCCAAUUCGCACCCGGACAUCUCCAGAUGAGCCUGCAGAGAAGAAGGUUAAGACAAAAACCCGAGGUGUGCCUUCCCGCCCCACAGAACAAGAGAAUGAGCAGGAGGCCGAACCAGAAGAGGCAGAGCCCGUAAUGAUCACUUUGAAGACUCGAGAAUAUGAUCUUCUGGAACUUCUUUUCUGGGUACCAAGCCGACCAGUUGGUGCACGGGAACUGAGAUACACGGAAUUUCUUCGUUUUAUGACAGCUAUAGGGUUCACAACUCCAGCUAAUGGUAUGUCAACUGGUUCCGCCGUGCGCUUUGAUCCACCUGAAGAGCUCGCAAGACAUGGAAGCAUCGUAAUUCAUGCACCUCAUCCUGAGAUCUUCUACAGUUUUGGAACUGCUCGGAACAUAGGGAACAGAUUGAAGAAUCAUUAUGGCUUGAGCAGAGAGAGUUUUAAACUUGAUGAAAGGAACACUUGA
This is a messenger RNA of Penicillium malachiteum, 3012 nucleotides long. RefSeq lists its product as uncharacterized. The transcript has a single exon. The record is from RefSeq and is a predicted model, not a curated record. The coding region runs from base 1 to 3012 and encodes 1003 amino acids. NCBI's taxonomy places the organism in Eukaryota, Fungi, Ascomycota, Eurotiomycetes, Eurotiales, Aspergillaceae.